AUGUCAAGAGAUACUUGUACACUUUAUACUAUGGGUGGCGGUGCAUCUCAUUCUCCUCCAGUGUAUUAUAAUCCUUUUUCAUCUGUACCUACUACUACUUCGACAAUCAGUAUUCCUCUUACUGCUUCGACUGCUACUACUUCUACUACUCCUACUACGUCAAUAAACACAGCCUUCAACGACAUGCAGAUACAUCCAAGAUCUUCAAAAAGUCAGGUACCUCCCCCGCUUCCACCGGUUCCUUAUGCUUAUACAAUUCAACAACCAUUCACUCCUUCACCAGCACCUUUACCUCUACAACAACAACAACAACAACAACAACAACAACAGUUGUCAUCUCUUCCAACUCAAUCUCGACGUCAACCCCAACCUCAAACAGUACGACUUGUUUAUACAAAAUCAGCAUUUUAUCUAAAAGAACGUAAUCGACCACCUACUCAUGGUUAUUUUACUAUUAUAUCAAACAGUCUAACUGAGGACAAUCUUCUUUUAUAUAUCGCCUGGAUACCUCAACAUUUGAUUGACCCCAUAGACUGGCACAAAUUUUUGACUCUAGAUAGUGCACUGCCCUCUGAUCAAGGAUUUCCCACUAUUCAGCUACAUAUGGGAUAUGGCGAAACGACAGUGAUUGCACUUUCCAAUAUUCAUUCACUCUAUGUACGUCCUCCUACAACUGACUUGCAAGGUUCUAUUGUCAUUACAACAACCGAAGGCGAUGUUCUACGACCACUUUGGUAUCAACCAACAAAUCCAUUUGAUGCUUCUUGGCCUGGUUACAACAUCAUCGAUAUUCUUGGUGCCUUUGUUGAAAUAGAAAAGGCAACUGAUGAUGAAUAUGUAUAUAUUUUAUUACCAAACUUGACUACAGAACAGAACGCCACGACGGCAACAACAACAACAACAACAGUAACCGAUUAUCAUACAGCUGAUCCUAUCUCUUCUUCUCAUCCUCUUAUAUCACCAUCCUCCUCUUCAUCUUCAAUAACUGAAACUCCAUAUAGCAGUCUAAGGGAAGCAAGAUGGACUAUAUUAGAAAGAUUUUCAAGAAUUACAAAGGCAUCAAGGGAAACGGCAGCUCAUAUAUUAGAUCAUCCAGUGGCCCAACCUAUUGUUCCAUUAUUACCUACCUCAAUUCAAGCUCUUGGUCGAAAUGGAACUGUACAAGAAACCAUGAGGGACUACAAUGUAGCAAGCUAUUACCUAACUCAAUGGGCUGCUGAGGCUUCAUUAGAUCCAUUGUCUGAUGAUGAACGAUAUGCUGAUGGUUUGUUAUCUGAUAUACCAGAAAUGCAACAACCAUUACCCAAUCAUAGUCGACGUGAACCAAUUUCUCCUGAAGAAUGGAUUGACUUUUUUGAUCAAGAUGGUGUUCUUUGUGUAUCUCUUUCACAUGUUCACAAGCUAAUUUUUCAAGGUGGAUUACAUGCGGACGUUCGAAUUGAAGCUUGGAAAUUCUUAUUAGGUAUUUAUCCAUGGCAAAGUACAUUUGAUGAAAGGGAAGCCAUUCGACGAAGCAAAGCUGAAGAAUACUUUGAUAUCAAGGCUAAAUGGUUCAACGAUAUGGAAACAAGAAAUAGUAAACAGUUUCUGGAUGAGAAACAUCGUAUUGACAAGGAUGUACAUCGCACGGAUCGCAACAUUGACUUUUUUGCCGGUGAAGACUUACCUAAUCCAGAUCCUCAGAUGGCAGUGGGUACCAAUGCCAAUUUGGAAAUCAUGAAAGAUAUCUUGGUGACUUAUAACUUCCACAAUACAACACUGGGCUACGUUCAAGGCAUGUCUGAUUUGUGUGCGCCUAUGUUUGUUGGUAUGGGAGAUGAAGCCAUGGCAUUUUGGGGUUUUGUGAAAUUUAUGGAUCGUGUGCAAUCCAACUUUUUUACUGAUCAAUCAGGAAUGCAUCGACAAUUGAAAUCUCUGGAUGCUCUACUACGAUUUAUGGAUCCUGAUCUUUACAAACAUUUUGAAGAAACUGAAACUACCAAUUUAUUCUUUUGUUUUCGAUGGUUACUUGUAUGGUUCAAACGUGAAUUUGAUUGGGAAGAUGUCAUCCGACUUUGGGAAGUAUUAUGGACUGAUCAUUUAAGCAAACAAUUUCUUCUUUUUGUUGCUCUUUCUGUCCUGCAUCAACAUCGACAAACCAUUUUAACGGAACUUGGACAAUUUGAUGAAUUAUUAAAGUAUAUUAAUCAAUUGACUGGCAACAUAUCAUUGAACAAGACAUUAGAAACAGCUGAAGUACUAUUUUACCAAUUUGAACGAAGAAUCAAGGCCAUGGAUAAAAAACAAGCUAAACUUCAAGAAAAACUUCAACAGCGUAGUGUUUGGAACAAUGAAAAAGAAAGAAAUGAAAUUCAAGCAGCUCUCAAGAAACUUUAUAUAGAUCCCCAGCUACGUGAACUAUUAACCAAAUGA
Molecule: messenger RNA, 2412 nt
Organism: Halteromyces radiatus
Lineage: Eukaryota; Fungi; Mucoromycota; Mucoromycetes; Mucorales; Cunninghamellaceae
Product: rab-GTPase-TBC domain-containing protein
Exons: 11
Coding region: 1-2412 (803 amino acids)
Biological process (GO): activation of GTPase activity
Molecular function (GO): GTPase activator activity
Source: RefSeq, a predicted model, not a curated record